AUGGAACCGGGCACCAGAAUAACUAGCCCUUCAGGGGUCGUGGUUAAGAAUAGGAGCUCUUCGGGUUGUUUGAUUGUUAGAAAAAAAGGAGAUGGUUUGGGUGGUGUUUCUUCUAGUUCGCGGAAACAGUAUGAAUCUAAGAAAGUGAGGAAAAGGGUCAAGGAAGAGUCAAGUGAUUCAGAAUCAAGCGAGGAGUUACUUAUGCCGCCUGCUAGAAGGCCUGGUCCUGAGACAAUUCGAGUAUGUAAUAGUUUGAGUGCUCUUGAGCGAGGUGGUAAUGUUGGGAGCGGUGAGAUUAGUAGGAAGAGGGAGAGAAUGGGGCAAUUUGAUGGUGAUGGGGUUGGCUUGGAGAGGAGGGACAAGAAAGUUAAGUUGGAAGUGUUUGAUUUUGAUGAAUAUGACGGAGUGGGUGCGGAAAGGAUGAGAAGGAGGCAACUUGAUGGUGAUGGGGUUAGUUUAGGCGGAGGAAGGUUUAUGGGAACAAUGCAUUCUGGUAGAGGUAGCAUUGAUAGGGAAUUUGAAAGUGGUUCAAGCAGACGCAUCGUGGACAAGAGAAAAAGUACCUAUCAUGACAGAGCAAGUGGAUCGUAUCUCGGAGAUAGUGUUGACCAUAGUAGGAUAAAGGUGAAAAGGGAAGGAACUCAGCAUCCUCUGCCGUUGUUGAAGGAGAAGUUUAACUCUGAUGAGUCCAUUAGGGUUCAGGGGAAAAAUGGUGUUUUGAAGGUGAUGGUCAAUAAGAAGAAGACGGGUGGAUCAGUAGAACACUAUGAACAUCGGAAACCAGUAGAAAGCAGACCUAGUGGAAGGGCUGAGGGCACUUCUAAGAGGAAUGUUCCGGUACAACCUUCAUUACGUUUAGAAACAAAAUCUGCCGAAAAACAGGGCUUACUUGUUAGGUCGGAGAAGAAACAGAUAACAAGAAAAUCACUUUCAAGCAAGGAGGACAGUAAGGGUGAUGAGCAGGAUUCCGAUAACAAUGACACAUCAAUGAAUAUGGAAGUAAAAAAUAUUAAAGCUCACACAUCUUCAAAAAAGAUUACUUCUGAAAAUGAACAGACUCCUGCACAUGACAAGAUCCCAACAACAAAAUCGAGUGAAGGGAAAAUCAGGCGAGGUAGUGGCACAGAAAAGCAGAAACUAAGAGAACAAAUACGGGAAAUGCUUCUGAAUAAAGGCUGGACCAUAGACUAUCGCCCUCGAAGGAAUAGAGACUAUCUAGAUGCAGUUUACAUUAAUCCCGGGGGAACAGCUUAUUGGUCCAUCAUCAAGGCCUAUGAUGCACUUCAAAAGCAAUUGAUUGAGGAUGAUCAAGAGGCCAAGGCCAAAGGGGCGAGUUCUUCUUUUGCUCCUAUUGCGGAUGAUGUGCUCAAUCAAUUGACAAGGAAAACUAGGAAGAAGAUGGAGAAGGAUUUAAAGAUGAAGAAGAAGAAGCAAAGAGCUGAUGACAAUGAUAGUGGAAAAGAACAGCAGAUAAAAAGAACUGCUGGCAAAAAGCAUCGUAUGAAUGGCAAUGAUAGUGAUAGCAAUGAAGAUAAGUUAAGCUCCUUUAUCAAGCAAGGAGGUAAAUCAGUGAAAACUAAAUUGCCUGAAAUUUCUGUUACCGGCGGUAGCUCUAAAAGCCAGAAUGCUACAACUGAUAAAUCAUUUUCUGAAAGUGAUCCCAAGCUCCUACACGGAAGGAAAAGUAGAAAACAUGGAAGGUGCACUCUAUUAGUUCGUAGUUCUAACAAGGGAUUGAAUUCCGAAUCUGAUGACUUUGUUCCAUAUACGGGAAAGCGAACAGUGCUUUCCUGGUUAGUUGACUCGGGGGUAGUACAGGUAAGUCAAAAGGUUCAGUAUCGCAGAAGGAAGCGAGUAAUGCUGGAGGGAUGGAUCACAAGAGAAGGCAUUCACUGUGGCUGCUGUAGUAAGAUCCUUACGGUUUCAAAGUUCGAGCUUCAUGCAGGAAGCAAAUUGCCACAACCAUAUCAAAACAUCUAUUUAGAUUCUGGAGUUUCUCUUCUACAAUGUCAGAUAGAUGCGUGGGAAAAACAAGAGAAUUCUGGGAAAAUCAGUUUCCAUUCAGUAGAUGUUGAUGGUAAUGAUCCAAAUGAUGAUACCUGUGGUAUAUGUGGAGAUGGAGGGGAUUUAAUCUGUUGUGAUGGUUGUCCAUCAACGUUUCAUCAGAGUUGCUUGGAUAUACAGAUGCUUCCCCCUGGGGAUUGGCAUUGUCCAAAUUGCACCUGUAAAUUUUGUGGACUAGCCAGUGGAACUAUUGAGAAAGAAGAUGAUGCAACUGUAUAUGCCCUACACACCUGUGAUUUGUGCGAGAAAAAAUAUCAUGACUGCUGUACUAAGGAUAUGAGUGCCCUGCUUGCCAACUCCAAUAUGUCAGGGCAUUCUUUUUGUGGAAAAAGUUGCAAAGAGCUUUUUGAGCACUUGAAGAAGUACCUUGGUACCAAGCAUGAACUUGAUGCAGGCUUUACAUGGUGUCUUGUUCGUAGAACAGACGAUGAAUCGGAGGCAGUUAGUAGGGGAGUCACCCAGAGGGUGGAAUGCAACUCCAAGCUGGCUGUUGCACUGACUGUGAUGGACGAAUGUUUUUUACCUGUUGUUGAUAGAAGGAGUGGGAUCAAUUUAAUCCAUAAUAGUUUAUAUAAUAGCGGGUCAAAUUUCAGUCGUUUGAAUUACACUGGCUUUUAUACUGCUAUUUUGGAGCGGGGGGAUGAAAUAAUAUCUGCAGCUUCUAUCAGGUUCCAUGGGACUAAGUUAGCAGAAAUGCCAUUCAUUGGAACUCGCCAUGUAUAUAGGCAUCAGGGAAUGUGCCGCCGGCUUUUUUCUGCCAUUGAACAUGCCCUUUGCUCUUUGAAGGUUAAGAAACUGGUCAUUCCUGCAAUUUCUGAACUUGUUCAUACAUGGACAACAGCGUUUGGCUUCACACAUCUUAAGGAAUCACUCAGGCAAGAAAUGAGGUCAUUGAAUAUGUUGGUGUUCCCUGGUAUUGAUAUGUUACAGAAGCUUCUAGUGGAGCAAGGAAAACUUGAUGAUGCUGAGCAAUUCGAGAAUGGCAGCGAGGUUUCUGUUAAACCCAUUGUGGUCAAUAGGUUAGGUAUUGAUUCUUUGGCUUUGCGAGAUCCCCAUGAAAAUGAGGAUGCUAGCUCCAAUCCUGCCAAUAAGAUUAACACUGAAUGCAGUGAUGCUUCUCAAGAUAUAAGCAGUCAAGGUUUGACUGGCAGGACUGUAUGCUCCAAAUCUCUUUCUGAAGAAAGAUUAUCUGAUUCUGUUUCAGAAAACUGUGCUUCUCCUUCUAAUUCUAGUCAUGGCGUAAUCAAAAAGAAAAAUAAAAUAUUGACGUCUUCUCCUAUCAAUGAUAUGUCACCCAAAUGUCUACUCAUUUCACCAAAUGGCAAAUCCACAAAUGGUCUUCCAUCGGAUCCCUCAGAUUGCCAUGAACUUCCAGCUUUGUGUCAAGCUACUGCGUGUUCUGACCUAGGUACUAUAAAAAAUCUGGUUGAACCUGUUUCUGACGGGAAACCCCAUGCUUUUAUGAAUUGUGGUUUGCCGGGGCUUGCCCGAAAUCCCGUGUUGGAUUCUCGAGUGGUAGAUAAUGCUUUGUCUUUUAAAGAGUUCGAUAUGAAUGAUGCCCAAGUUGAGGUUCUUGAAGCUGGCCUUUUAGUCAAUUCAUCUCAAGGGAACAAUAUCAAAGAGAAUAAUGAAAAUUUAAAUUACUCUGGUUCUGCUCUUAAUAAUGCUUUCACUGAUAUGGAUAGUGAUUCACUAGAACUUGACCAAAAAUCUGUGUUGGAUUCUCGAGUGGUGGAUAAUGCUGUGUCUAUUAAAGAGUUUGAUAUGAAUGAUGCCCCUGUCGAGGUUCUUGAAGGUGGUCCUUUAGUGAAUUCAUCUGAAGAGAACAAUGCCAAAGUGAAUAAUGAAAAUGUAGAUGACUCUGGUUCUGCUCUUAAUCAUGCUUUCACUGAUAUGAAAAGUGGUUCGCCAGGACUUGACCAAAAUCCAGUGGAUUCUCGUGUGCCGGACAAUGUUUUGUCUUAUAAAGAGGUUGAUAUGAAUGAUGCCCAUGUUGAGGUUCUUGAAGCUGGUUCUUUAGUGAAUUCAUCUCAAAGGAACAAUACUGAAGAGAACAAUAAAAAUGUAGAUGUCUCUGAUUCUGUUCUUAAUCACACUUUCACUGAUAUGAAAACCGAUUCUCCGGGGCUUGACCAAAAUCCCGUGCUGGAUUCUCGAGUGGCUGUUAAUGCUUUGUCUUUUAAAGAGUUUGAUAUGAAUGAUGCUCAUGCCAGGGUUCUUGAAGCUGGUCCUUUUUUGAAUCUAACUCAGGGAAACAAUGCUGGAGAUAAUGAAAAUGUAGAUGUCUCUGGCUCUGCUCUUAAUCACGCUUUCACUGAUAUGAAUCGUGAUUCUCCGGGGAUUGACCAAAAUCCUAUGUUGGAUUCUCAAGUGGCAGAUAAUGCUUUGUCUUUUAAAGAGUUUGAUAUGAAUGAUUCCCGUGUUGAGGUUCUUGAAGCUGGUCCUUUAGUGAAUUCAACCCAGGGGAACAAUACCGAAGAGAGUAAUGAUAAUGUAGAUGUAUCUGGCUCUAUUCUUAAUCAUGCCGGUGAGAGUUCCUUGCAGGUAAGAUCUGAUUUGAAUGUUGAAAUUGCAUGCGAGGUCAAAAAGAAAUCACAUUUGGACUCAAAAGUUGCUUCAAAUGAAAUGCACUUUGAUGAAACUGGCCUAAAUGCUUCUGGUAAUAGUACUGAGACUGAUCGAGCAUUGAAUGGUUGA
Messenger RNA from Lathyrus sativus (Indian pea), 4761 nucleotides. Lineage: Eukaryota; Viridiplantae; Streptophyta; Magnoliopsida; Fabales; Fabaceae. The record is from the annotation of a GenBank genome assembly.